AUGUCGGUCUCAGGCUUGGAUGAUCCUCUCAAUUUCAUUCGCGCAGAGGACUUCUUUGCGUCAGCACAGCGAUUCACCGGACCUACAAAGAUAAAAAAAGUUCAAAUUUCAUCAAAUCCUCGAAGGCCCACCGAUCCUAUUAUCCUGGAACGUGGAAUCGCUCUCCUUUUUGACGACAGAACUAUUUGUGUUAUUCAAUUCAUCAGACCUACACUCUGGAGAGUUAGAUAUGACCCCACAGUCAAAAAUCUAAAUGGGUAUAGAGACGAAAAUACUAGGACUAUCGUCCAGGAUUAUAUGUCUCGGCUUACUCACCAGCUUGAUCUCGAAGAAAGCUGCUACUGGAAUACCACUCUUAGCAUGUCCGGCGAUGGAAAACAUUACAUCUUCUCGUCCGUUAGGUAUAACUCGCCAGAGGACCUCAUGGCUAGUAGAAAUGGGAAGGUGAUCACCAUGAUAUAUUUGUACAAACACCCUUUCCGCAUCCAGGUUGUUCGUAGAUUGCAUGCUGCUCCAGAUAUCUACCCAAUCCCUGCAAGCCACCCUACUCUCUCGGUAGUUCGCGAAGCAGAAAAGGUUGUUUGGCAGACCUCAGAGAAAACUUUCCGUUGGAAAUUUGAAGAACCUUUGGUCAAAAAUAUAGUCUUGGACGUAGUGAAGGCUGGGCCCGGCGAAUUUCUAGGCUUUGGGGAACAGGGAGGAAAGAACUUUUUGAAGAAACCCUCUUUCAUGAAUUAUUACAACUUCGACAAUAUGCUCUAUAACCAGACAUAUAACGUAGGCGCUCUUGAUAACCGUGAGCCAUUAUACCAUUCAGAUCCGUAUUUCUUGGAUGUAAAUUCGAAUCCGUCCUAUCAGAAUGUCACGGCGACAUUCAUCGAUAAUUACUCUCAAGUUUGCAUUGACUUUGCAAAAACCAAUGCAGGUCGUAUAAAACUUGCAACAAGGUUCGGUGGGAUGGAUGUCUAUUUGAUGAGUGCCAAGGAUAUUCCAGAGGUUGUAAAGCUUUAUACCAGCAUCCUUGGAAGGCCGAGGCUUAAGCCCAAGUAUGUUUUAGGACAUCACCAAGGCUGUUAUGGCUACAUGAACCAACACGAUAUUGAACAGGCCGCUCAAAGCUAUCGUGCACACGAAAUUCCUUUAGAUGGGAUACACAUUGACGUCGACUUUCAAAAUCAAUACAGAACGUUUACUAUUGAUCCAGUAGCGUUUCCUAACCCAAAGGAAAUGUUUGAAGGAUUAAGACACCGUGGUUUCAAAUGCUGUACUAACAUCACACCUAUAAUCAGUCUGAAUGGUGGACCCGACAAUAAUGACUACCCUACCCUGAAGGAGGGAUUGGCAAAGAACUACUUCGUAACGGAUGAUAGAUAUACUCAAGGCACGAGUGGGAAAGCAUCCGAUGUUAAAUAUGUUUGUUACUCGGGGGGAUCGAAGGUUACCAUUGACCCUAAGGAUGUCCACCAGCGUCCUGGCUUUGGAGAUGACUACAACUUUGAGCAAACCUGGAAUAGUAAGAAUCCUUAUCAUGGAGGAGUGAGUUACGGGGGUGACCUUGGUGCUGCAGGCUACUAUCCGGACCUCAACGAUCCUGUUGUUCGUAAGUGGUGGGGAGAGCAGUACGCAUAUCUCUUUGACCAGGGUCUUGAAUUCGUCUGGCAAGAUAUGACAACUCCCUCUAUUGCUACAGCGUAUGGUGAUAUGAAAGGCUUUCCUUCACGUUUAAACCUAACAUCGGACGCAAUAUGUGCGACCAAAUUGAAAAAACAACCGGCAAUCGAGAUCUGGGCUCUUUAUUCUUAUAAUCUUCACAAAGCGACAUUUCAGGGUCUUAACAAUCUUCCUUCACGUCGGAAUAAACGAAAUUUUAUCAUUGGCCGUGGAAGUUUUGCUGGCAUGCAUCGUUACUCUGGGCUGUGGACGGGAGACAAUGGAAGCACAUGGGACUUUUGGAAAAUUUCAAUUUCACAAGUACUAUCUCUUGGACUCAGUGGAGUCAGCAUUGUUGGCUCCGAUAUCGGCGGUUUCAUGCCUAAUGGGAAUGAGAAGUUUUGUGACCCGGAUCUACUCAUCCGUUGGUACUCUGGCGCAUUUUUACUGCCAUGGUUUAGGAACCACUACGUAAAAAAGAAUGGUGGAAAGUUAUUUCAGGAACCUUAUGCGUAUACGGAUUUCAUAAAUAAGCAUCCUGAGCUUGAGAGAGAACAAGGGUGGCUCUACCGCUCCGUAGAGGUUGUUUGCAGAUACUAUGUGAAACUUAGGUAUAGUCUCAUUCAACUUCUUUACGAUGCGAUGUUCGAAAAUCAGAUCAAUGGUCUGCCAAUUGCGAGGUCUAUGUUGAUGACCGAUACACUUGAUGCAUCAUUUUACAACGAGUGCCAAGAUUUCCUGGACAGCCAGUAUCUUGUUCGUCGGGAUCUGCUUAUUGCGCCAAUCAUGGACAGUCAUACGUUAAAUCAUGGGCACACAGUCGUGUACCUCCCGGCACCGAAUAAAUGGUACACAUUCAACCUAAGGAUCGAUGGAAGCCUGGGAGUUGCAUUGGAACCAGCUAUCGAAGGAGGCACCAUGUUGGAUUUUGAUGCACAUAUCUCGAGCGAAAUAUCUCAUAUCCCUUACAUCACACCGAUUUUCAUUAGAGAAGGUGGUAUUAUUCCUCAAGUUGAGCCUCGUCAGUAUAUUGGUGAUGGCAAGAUAAACCCUAUAACAAUUCAUGUCUAUCCCGGAAGAGAUAAUACCUAUGAGAUGUAUCUUGACGAUGGGGUGAGCCGGAGCAGUGCGCCUAGUAUCUUACCGCAAUAUGCGUCACCCGUCAUGGUUGAAGAUGAUUUUGACGAAGGCGAUUGUGAUAUAACGGCAAAUGACGAAUAUCGAGAAGUCAGUAUUAAGCAGAUUACAAAUGGUUCAUCCCGUACGGUCACCAUCCACAAUAAGCAUGACCAAUAUGACGCAAGGCCAGACGUGGGGGACACGUAUACUAUUGUCAUCUGGCAUGACCAAGGCACUGAUCUCAAACACUACUCGGUGAGCAUCAAGGACCAAAAGGGUGGCUAUAUUGGCCAGUAUAGAACGGACUACAGACUAGCGGCAACGAUAAUUACUAUCCCCGUACCAGAAGGGACCAAGGACAAGGCCAUUAUAGAAGUUGCUAAUAUAGCAUUUUGA
Messenger RNA from Morchella importuna, 3165 nucleotides. RefSeq lists its product as uncharacterized. The record is from RefSeq and is a predicted model, not a curated record. Gene Ontology annotation, biological process: carbohydrate metabolic process; N-glycan processing. Gene Ontology annotation, cellular component: glucosidase II complex. Lineage: Eukaryota; Fungi; Ascomycota; Pezizomycetes; Pezizales; Morchellaceae. Gene Ontology annotation, molecular function: alpha-glucosidase activity; carbohydrate binding. The coding region runs from base 1 to 3165 and encodes 1054 amino acids. The transcript is spliced from 17 exons.